This is a messenger RNA of Exophiala xenobiotica, 1256 nucleotides long. RefSeq lists its product as uncharacterized. Lineage: Eukaryota; Fungi; Ascomycota; Eurotiomycetes; Chaetothyriales; Herpotrichiellaceae. The record is from RefSeq and is a predicted model, not a curated record. The transcript has a single exon. Bases 204 to 950 code for a protein of 248 amino acids.
CAAUCGAAAGGUUUGGCUCCCCUUCUGCCGCUUCUUCUCAAUCACUAUUGUACGAUAGCAUCUUGUCUGUUUCCUGCUUUGCCAUCAUAUCGAUCACCUAUCGUUCGGCUGUUUGAAUACCUAUCAAGACACUUGUAUCACUAAAGGGACCUGCAUGAGCUUACGCAGGUUACAAGGGUCCCUCGCUUACUUUUGCCACAACUAUGCCUUGUUUAUCUCGACCCGUCUUUGACGGUCCAACCAUGGCCCAACCAGUACGCCGCCGUGCUUCAGCUCCUGAUACUUCGACUAGAACCAAUCACAAUCCACAAAUGCCAUCCUCAUGCUGUGGGGAUCAUUGCCAUGGUUGCGGCUGUGGCUGUCGGGCUUGUGCUUGUCGAAGCAGACCUAUCCAAGAUGACUCGAACCGACAACAAUAUAACGGACAGGGUGGCCAGCCUAUGCCGACUCCUCAGAAUGCUGUGACGGUACGCCCGGGAUAUCCAUCGUCUCUCAGCACCAUCGACUCAAACGACCAAAGUAUGAGCUUCAACAACAGCUUUGAGGUGCACGACACGGACUUGGCCACCAUCUUGGCUCGUCAUGAUCCUGUCAAUCCACCGGGGGAAGUGCACGACGACGAAGACGACGAUCCGUGGACAAGUGGUCAGUACCUCAGCCAUGAUGACGAUGUUGAGCCAGUUGAUUCUUCCAACAUGAUUGGUGCUGAAGACAUGGAACAUGAUUCUUUGUAUGCUGAGACUGGAGGACCGAGCAGCAGUGACAUGUCGAUCCUCUCGAGCCAAUACGAAGUGUCGUUCUUACAAGCAACCGACAGCGUCACAGCUUCGAAUUUGAUCAAUGGCAUCGGAGCUGCAUUUGCGAACCAGUUCCUUCCACUGACGGCACCACCAGCAGAGUGUCGCCAUAUCAGAACGAGACAGAUGUGUCACCUCUGCAGACACUAUUGAUAACAGCACCCAUCGCUUUGGAAUCUGCCUAUACUCACUUUCGCUUCAGGGUGGCAGGCUGGGAAUUUGUUUACAGGCUUUCGAAUUGGCACAUCGUCUGAUGCAGGCUGGGGCGGGUAUUGUUUGUCGGAAGCGUGAUAGAGUGUACAAUAUCUACCCAACCGAGCGAUCGGAUGCGAGACUGUUGUUUCUCCUUUAUAUUUGACGAUCAGCGAACAGUGAAUCUUGUGUACUUUUGUGUUUGACGGCGUUGAGCAUGCAGGCACUAGCGAUAUAUUCAAUGCAUCAUGACUAUUUCGAAUUGCU